Molecule: messenger RNA, 3973 nt
Organism: Oncorhynchus tshawytscha (Chinook salmon)
Lineage: Eukaryota; Metazoa; Chordata; Actinopteri; Salmoniformes; Salmonidae
Gene: pyroxd1
Product: pyridine nucleotide-disulphide oxidoreductase domain 1
Exons: 11
Coding region: 257-1753 (498 amino acids)
Molecular function (GO): oxidoreductase activity
Source: RefSeq, a predicted model, not a curated record
GCUUGCCAUAGUUUGGACACAAACAAGGAAGUGCAUUAUAUUGAAAAUUUAGAGCAACAAAAUAGUGGAUGUAAUGCAUUUAAACAAUGUAUUGCUACUUUAUUUGACAUAAAACAAUUUGGAUGCAUACAGUGCCGUUCAUUAGAAACUGAUACAAUAAAUUGGCUAUUAUAGGUUAAGGACCUUGCGCGAGAUCUCCAAUUUCCGUCAAUGCAGGUAUGCUAGCUAGCUAACUUGCUAGUUUAGCUGAACAGCGAUGGCAGCAAAUCCCGAAAAGACAUUCAAGUUUGUGGUCGUCGGUGGUGGCAUUGCAGGUGUAACGUGUGCUGAGCAGCUGGCCUCCCAGUUCCCAUCAGCUGAUGUUGCUCUCCUGACAGCAGCCCCUCUGAUUAAGGCAGUCUGCAACUUCAAACAGGUAUCUAAGACGCUGGAGGAGUUUGAUGUGGAGGAGAGGCCCUCCAGUGUUCUAGAGGAAAAGUACCCCAACCUGAGAGUCAUCCAGUCUGCAGUGAAGGCCCUUCAUGCACAACAACAUACUUUGCAGACUGUGGAUGGUCUGGAGAUCCACUAUGAGAAGCUGUGUAUCUGUAGCGGGGGCAGACCCAAACUCCUUACCCAGGAUAACCCCUAUGUGCUGGGGAUACGAGACACAGAUAGUGCCCAGGAGUUUCAGAAGCGGUUAUCCAAAGCCAAGCGAAUUGUAGUCGUUGGAAACGGAGGGAUUGCCUUGGAACUAGUGUAUGAGGUGGAAGGUUGUGAGGUAAUCUGGGUAGUGAAAGACAAGGCCAUAGGAAACACCUUCUUUGACGCGGGAGCAGCCCAGUUCCUGAUCCCCUCCCUGGACACAGACAAACCAGAGCGAGCUGCUACCUGUAAGAGGGCUCGCUACACCAUAGAGGGGCCUGCAGCUACGCAGGGCCUUGCUGUAGGUGGCGACAGACAAGGCCAGAGAAGAGGGUUGGAAGAGCCAGGCAGUGCCCUGGGACCAGACUGGCAUGAAGGCAUCAGUCUGAGAGGAGCAGAGGAGGUGUCUCACAGGGUGUCAGUGGAGUACCAGUCUGAGGUGAAACAGAUCUACACUCACCAGGACUUCCUGCUGUCACCACUUGCCUCACAGACAGCAGACACUGGCUCUUGGCCAGUGUAUGCUCAGCUGACCAAUGGGAAGACUUUUGGCUGUGACUUCAUCGUCAGUGCCACAGGAGUCGUGCCAAACACCGAACCUUUUCUCCAUGGAAACAGCUUUGCGUUAGCCGAGGACUCUGGGCUGAAAGUGGAUGACCACAUGAUGACAACAGAACCAGACAUUUACGCUGCUGGAGACGUAUGUACAGCAGGCUGGGAGCCAAGCCACCUCUGGCAGCAGAUGCGUCUGUGGACGCAGGCCCGUCAGAUGGGCUGGUACGCAGGGCGAUGUAUGGCUGCUGAUGUCCUGUCUGAAACCAUAGAGCUGGACUUCUGCUUUGAACUCUUCUCUCACAUUACAAAGUUCUUCAACUACAAGGUGGUUCUGCUGGGGAAGUUUAACGGCCAGGGUCUGGGUCUGAACCAGGAGUUGUUGGUGCGCUGCACUAAGGGCCAUGAGUACGUCAAGGUAGUGCUGAGCGGAGGGAGGAUGUUGGGAGCAGUCCUUAUUGGAGAGACUGACCUGGAAGAGACCUUUGAGAACCUCAUCCUCAACCAGAUGGACCUAACACCCUACGGAGAAGAGCUACUAAAUCCCAACAUAGACAUAGAGGACUACUUUGACUGAGCCUGUGUGUCUACCUAACACCCUAUGGAGGGUUACUACUCAACCCCGACAUAGACCACUUUGACUGAGGGGCCAAGAACUACCUCGUAAAUCAAUACUAAACUGGAUGUAUGCUUUAGCCCUGUUUAUAUCUGAUGCUAACAUGUCCUGAUCUUGCCCACAUUUUUAGACUGGUGUAGAUAAAAAAAUAAAAAAACUGAUUGUGAUAAGAUCUUCCUGACCACCUCCGGAGGUAGUCAGGGACACAUUGUAUCUGGAUUGUGUAAACAGAUCUGGAUUAUCAAACCAUUUAAUUUGUCCCUCUAAAAUCAUUGACAGGUGGCACUAUUGACCCAAUGUGUCAGUAUUUGUUUUAACAUAAAACAUGAUUAUUUUGAAACAAUAUCUGUCAAAUAAUUUACAUACAGGGAGGGACCAGGUCAUCUGGUAACAAUGCAGACACAGUGGAUAGAUAGUCUUGUUCCCACGGCAGCCCUUAAUGCUCAAAUCAGUUUUAUUUUUCAAAUCCAUUUUGGAACACUGACUGUCCAAACAGUGACCUAAUCGGAUGUGUGUGUUCAGACAGCAGUCAUGGCUGUCAUAGUAACAACAGAUGUGUGUGCAGUGGUGUAGGCUGAUUGGUGCUUCCUAUCCCUCGGAAGUUAUCUACUGUAGCAAGCUAAAGUGAUAGCAAUUCCUGCCAUGGACAUUUCCCAGUUACUUUGAAUGUUCAAAAUCAUAGUGUAAGAACAGAAGCUAGGUAGCCAUUUAGCUUUCUAGCACAGUCACUCUUUUGUUUGUAAACAAUUAACAAGUUAGUUAGCUACCACAGGUUCUUGUCAAACUAUCAGAGUAGCGAGGAAGCAACACGAUAUGCCAAAUUACAAUCUAAAAACCACUUGAGGGCAAAUAAACCAGAUUUGACCGUUCAGACAAGUCUCAUAUGGCCAGGAAUCAGAUUUAUCUUAUUUAAAAUCACCUUUGAAGGUGGUUUGAAAUAUCAGAUUCCAUGUGCUUUUUGGCUGUUCAGACGGCAAGAAAAAUAGAUUAAAAUCUGAUAUGCAUGUAUUUUUUUGUCACUUUAAACUGCCAAUGUGACAUUAAAAUACCUUGUGUAGUUGCUGCAAAUGUAUAGACUAUUGAUGCGGUGGUCAGCUGUUUGUUCACCAGCACUUGCUAAUAACCCAUCUGCAACCACCCGACUACAUGUGAUAGUGAAAAUAUGAGGCCGACUAACCCGCAAAAAAUGCGCCUUCCCUUUUUUCCUCAGUGGAUCGAUGUGAACUUUUUCUGCCCAAGUUACCAAAGCAUUUGGCACGUGUACAGUUAGGCCCACGCACUAAAUCCAGAUAAAAAUGAAAGCUAAAUCUCAAUGUAGCUAUAGAUUUGAAUUGCACAAUAAUGAUUAAUUUAUGGAUUUUUUUAUGCAUUGUUUUCCCUUUAUUCAACCUGUACGCAACCCACUCCCCCAUCAUCCACACUAUUUCAUGACCCUAAACCCGGAUAUAACAGCAGAUUGCGGGUAAUGAGUCAACCCGCGUGUGUAUGCGAUCCUUGUGUAGGUGCUAAUAUUGAUCGGAUCAUCUUGAUUUGACCACAAAAACCACAUGUUAAUGCAAGAUGUAACCAGGGCUAUAAAUAUACCUUUGUUGAGAAAGGGCAUUGGCAAGUUUAGAACCUGACAUCCUGGUCCCUAUCCCAGUGCCUAGUCUAUUGCGCAAAAGCAAUUGGGAGGGUACAACUAGUUUUUUUUCUUUUCUUUUUACAUAUAUAAAGCUGUUCAGUCAGAAUUGUGAUUAGUAAGGUUGGAAAACAAAAGCUGCAUUGGCAUUCCAACUGGCAACAUUGUGUGUCGCAAACCGUGUUUAACGCCCUCGAACCUACUUCCCUAAAGAAGGCUUUUCUUUAUUUGACUCUCACCUGUACACUCCACCCUUUGACCUGUCCAUCGAGCUUUCAUCCAACCAAUCAAUUCGUCCCUGAGUACCUCUGGAAACAGUCUGGAAUAUCUGAUCACAAUCAGUUCUUUUCAUCGUCUUAACCUGUCUAAAAAUGUGGACAAGAUCAGGACACGUGUUAGCACCAGGGAUAAACGGGGCUCUUGACUGAAUCCUGCAGGGCUAAGAACAGAUUUGCGUAUCAAUAUCAAACCUCGAAUUAAUAACCCUUUUCUUGAGAACAAUGUUAUGAGUAAUCUGCAAUACACUGUAAAAAAAAAAAAAAAACCUGGGGUGAAUUGAA